Molecule: messenger RNA, 1581 nt
Organism: Brettanomyces nanus
Lineage: Eukaryota; Fungi; Ascomycota; Pichiomycetes; Pichiales; Pichiaceae
Exons: 1
Coding region: 1-1581 (526 amino acids)
Biological process (GO): mitotic G2 DNA damage checkpoint signaling; mitotic DNA replication checkpoint signaling; DNA replication initiation
Source: RefSeq, a predicted model, not a curated record
AUGUCCAUUCAAUUGUACUCCACAAAGGUCCAUAGCAUGAAAGAACCACUUAAGAUUACAUCCACAUUACUCCCGGAUUCAGAAAGAUCCAAUUUGAUUAAAGUGCUUUUCAAAAUUGCUCCCAAUGCAGUCUAUAGCAGCGAUCUUACAUCGGAUGUGUCAGUACUGGUGACCAAUCCAUCUCAAUCUCCGAAUUGGCUACAAUCGAGAAAGUUUAGGUACAUUGUUCAGUAUCGUCCUGAUGUGCUUGUUAUUAAAUAUGAAAGUGUUUUAUCUCAAUAUGAAGCCUGGCUCAAAGGAGACGAUACAGAUAAUAAUGAAGAAAGACUCCUCGAAUCGUUUGAUCGACUGCAGGUUUUUGAAGGACUUCAAAUUUCGGUGGGUAGACUCGAUUCAACGGACUCACUUGAAAAGCUGCGAGAUUUGGUGGAGACUCGCGGGGGAAUAAUAUUAGAAACACUUUCGAAUAGUUCGGAUGUACUGAUAACUACAGUCCUCGAAGGAAAGAGGUAUAGUAAAGCUAAAGAAUGGAAAAUUCCAGUAGUUUCUCCAGACUGGUGUUUUGAUAGCGUUGAUCGAGGGGCAGUGCUUGGAUUUGAAUAUUAUGAAUUACUAUGUAUUAACGGUAAAGGACGAAGAAAAGAUGCUUGUGACUGGACUAAAUAUAAAAAUUGGAAGCGGAAAGAGAAGCAAGACCGAAGUGUAAGACUAGCUAAGCGAAAUGCCCGAGGUGUUAGCAAAGAUAAAACCGACGAGAGCGGAGGGGAAAGGAAUCUUAAAGUUGCCAAAUUAGAUCAUCAGGAUCGACUUUGGAAUUCUAUUAUGAAGGAUACUCGAAUCAAUUCAUUGCACCGAUCUCAGAGUGGAUUUACUGGAGAUGAUGAAGGUUGGAAGGCCGAGCAAAGGGUGGAUAGUGAGAGUAAAAAUGAGACUCAUGUAGAGAAGACAAUGGUAAGUACACAAAGGCAGGAGGAAAAUUCUGGAGAGCCAUUACUGUUUGAAGGAAUUUCAUUUCUACUUUACGGUUUCAAUGCAGAGGAGGAAAAGAUACUUAGAGCUGUAUUGGCAGAGUAUAGAGCAGAUAUAGAUGAUGGUAAAAGCAGCCAGGUGGACUACGUAAUAGUGAAUUCUGAUCUUGAUAAGAAGCCUUCAGAGCUUCCAAAAGGUCAAGUUAUCACUGAAUUCGCUAUAGAACGGUGUAUCUACUUCCAUAAACGCAGCAGUCUUGACCAAAGUAGCUACUGGGGGAAUCCUCUUUUUUUCAAUCGCGAUGGCCUAAUUAGGGAAUUUAGGAGCUGUAUGAAAUUGGAUAUCAACGAUCAGAAGGUGGUGGUGGCCAUCACAGGGUUUAAAGGCAUCGAUUUAUCUCAAUUCGAGAAAUUACUAAAGGGGAAAUUGUCGAGAUUCUUUGAUUUCAAGGAGAUCUUCACCAAAGAGUGUGAGCUAUUGAUUGUGGCAGAUGUUAAGGGUGAUAAUACUUUAAAGAAGCUGAAGAUGGCAAAGAAAUGGGAUGUUAAAUUGUUAGAUCUGAAGAGAUUUUGGAUAAUAUCAAAGGAUAUAGAGUUAAGUGAAGCCAAGUGA